Hippocampus comes (tiger tail seahorse) is the source of this 2389-nucleotide messenger RNA. It is a transcript of the gene siah1, whose product is annotated as siah E3 ubiquitin protein ligase 1. Gene Ontology annotation, molecular function: ubiquitin conjugating enzyme binding; ubiquitin protein ligase activity; zinc ion binding. Gene Ontology annotation, biological process: proteasome-mediated ubiquitin-dependent protein catabolic process; multicellular organism development. Gene Ontology annotation, cellular component: cytoplasm. NCBI's taxonomy places the organism in Eukaryota, Metazoa, Chordata, Actinopteri, Syngnathiformes, Syngnathidae. Bases 294 to 1154 code for a protein of 286 amino acids. The transcript is spliced from 5 exons. The record is from RefSeq and is a predicted model, not a curated record.
GAGCUUGCGGGUAGAAGCUGAGUAAGGGCGCGCUCCCGAGGCAAACUUCAACAACCGUGCGCGAGCCCGAGUGGCUGCUCGUUGCUACUAUUAGCGCCUGGCGUCUCGGCUCUGCUUCACGAAAAUUUGCGAAUGUGUGCCCCUGCUGCUAACCAAGGAAAGACGGACUACACCGAGCCACUGUCAAGCUCCUCUCUGCGUAUACGCCGUUUUACCCGCGUUGAAGUCAAGGAUAUUUCUUUCGAGAGUUCCCUACAUUUCAAGAGAAGACGAAAGCCUUAUUUGCAAAUCUUAUGGACGAAGAAAUGAGUCGCCAGACUGCCACCGCGCUGCCCACAGGAACAUCCAAGUGCCCUGCCUCCCAGCGCGUGCCCACCCUGUCAGGGACCACCGCCUCCAACAGUGACCUGGCCAGCCUGUUUGAGUGCCCAGUGUGCUUCGACUAUGUCCUGCCCCCCAUCCUUCAGUGCCAGUCGGGACACCUGGUAUGCUCCAAUUGUCGGCCCAAACUCACCUGCUGCCCCACAUGUCGAGGGCCGCUGGGCUCCAUCAGGAACUUGGCUAUGGAGAAGGUGGCCAACUCGGUGCUCUUCCCGUGCAAAUACGCCUCGUCGGGCUGCGAAGUCACACUGCCGCACACCGACAAGACGGAGCACGAGGAGCUGUGCGAGUUCCGGCCGUACUCGUGCCCGUGCCCCGGCGCCUCCUGCAAGUGGCAGGGCUCCCUGGAUGCCGUCAUGCCUCACUUGAUGCACCAGCACAAGUCCAUCACCACACUGCAGGGGGAGGACAUCGUGUUUUUGGCCACGGACAUCAACCUGCCCGGCGCAGUGGACUGGGUGAUGAUGCAGUCGUGCUUCGGCUUCCACUUCAUGCUGGUGCUGGAGAAGCAGGAGAAAUACGACGGCCACCAACAGUUCUUUGCCAUCGUGCAGCUCAUUGGGACUCGCAAGCAAGCGGAGAACUUUGCGUAUCGGCUGGAGCUCAACGGCCACCGGCGCCGCCUGACCUGGGAGGCCACGCCGCGCUCCAUCCACGAGGGCAUCGCCACCGCCAUCAUGAACAGCGACUGUCUGGUCUUCGACACGUCCAUCGCGCAGCUCUUUGCCGAGAACGGCAACUUAGGCAUCAACGUGACCAUCUCCAUGUGCUAAGAACUCACCGAUAUAAGCCAAAGGGGGUGGGGGGGAGGGGUCUGGUGACUGGGGUGUCGGUUGGUCAACCACUCGGCAGGCAUUUGGAUCGGGUCGAAACAGCUCGGCUCGGUCUAGUCGGACUAUUUGAAGACACUAUGGAUGUGAUAUCGGACUGUCUUGUCGGGCAGCCGCGAGGAACCGAGGCGGGUGGAUGAACAUGAGCAUAGGAGGGUGUGGAGGUGGCCGCAGCCUUAUAAACACGCAAAACAAACGUACGUGUGAGACUCACACUCGCAGUCUCACCCGGUUACUCGUCAAGGCGUUAUCUGUCAGUGUCUUCGCCAUUCUUGUUUUAGUGUCCGCUCGCCCAGUCGCUCACCUCCACCACACACACACACACACACACAUACACGCACAUUACCUGUUCACACGGAUCCACGCUAGGCAGUUGACAAGCCAUCUAGCGUCAUGUGAACAGAACCCCCCCCCCCCAUCUCUUAGUGCCCCAUCUUCCGACUGACAGCUGGUUUUGCAGCUGCCUGUGUAGCCCCGGACAAGACAGCCAAAUCUGUCGUCAACGGAUGUGCCACCAAGUUAUGUAGCUCCGGGUUCUGUUGAAGACUCCCAAGCCCCGGAAUUUGGGACAUCCUACAGUCCCCCCCGCCACCACGGAUUCCUGACGACUGUGCAACGGACACGUGUUUCAUCACCUGAGUUGACUGUUUUUUAUUGAUGUUACAACAAGCUCCCCUUGCAGCCUUGUGAAGACUCUCAGAUGGAUCUCCCCCCUCCCCCUCCCACCCAGUUCAGUCAGUCAAAUGUUCUUUGCGGGAUUUCUUCAAUAAAUUGAGAGAGGUGAGCCAAUUGGCCAGCGUAUCUGCACCACCUCUCCUCCUCAGUGACCAGGAUGCUACUGAUAUUACAUGGAGAUGAUCCUUAUUGUUUGUCAAAUUGCUUUCCAAAAACAACGGGUGGUUGUCAAACUUGUGGCAAGGCGGUGUCUUUGUAGAUUCAAACAAGUCUUCUCUCCUCCUCUUCCUCCUCCUCCUGGUCGGAUUGUUUUCUUUUUUUCUCCUGUCAUCUGUUUGUCCGUAUGUCCUCUUGUGGUAAGUCGUCUUUCCUCUUUUUUUUUUGUUAAUAAACGUGAGCAUUUUCUUCAUGUGGAGUUGCCGUCAUCUUGCUGCUCUCCCUCAACUGGACCCCCCUUUACCUUUUCUGUUUUAACGUCAUGAAAUAAAUUUAUCUUUUUCAUA